Ceutorhynchus assimilis (cabbage seed weevil) is the source of this 2108-nucleotide messenger RNA. NCBI's taxonomy places the organism in Eukaryota, Metazoa, Arthropoda, Insecta, Coleoptera, Curculionidae. The record is from the annotation of a GenBank genome assembly.
UGCACGUCUACGUCAUCCGUCAUCUACUUGUCUUAACCUCAAAAAAAAAAGGCGGCCCACUGUCCGCUACCCACCAUCAAAAACCAUAUUCUUUAUUUUUUCUGUUUUUUGUUUUUGUAGUAAUCAUACUCAUACUACACAUUUUCUCGUACAAGAAGUAUUAGUAAUAACUGAAUAUGGCUACAAUGGUAUCUGCUUUCGCUAUGUACCAAAAAAACCAAAAGAAACGUGAGGCUCCAUCGGAAAUGCCGGUCCAGUCCAAGAAAUCCAAAAAGGCGAAGAAAACUGAAAAUUCACCGAAAGAAAAUGGUAAACAUGUAAUGAUGAGUGUCCCUCCAAAAUCCAGCCCUCAGUCAAAAGCCAAAAAGGUCAAAAAAGCCAAGAAAAAUAAAAUGGAAGUGAAAGUAAUCGAAAACGGGCAUCAUGUAAGUUCUGAUGAAGAAGAAAUUCCCACUUUGGUACCUAUAAUGAAUGAAUCAAAAGUAGUACAGAUCAAUGGAAAACAGGAGGUCAAUGGCAAACCGAUUAAAAAAUUGAAGAAGAAAAAACUACCUGAUCCCAAUCAAAUCCAAGUGUUCAAUCCUGUAACUCAAGGCCUAGCAAUAUUCAAGUGGCUUAUAGAUCCAGUAUCUCCAAGAGAAUUUUUCGAUAAAUAUUGGGAACAAAAACCAUUACUCAUUAAACGUUCUGACACAAAAUAUUUCAAGCAUGUUUUCAGUUCAUCACAACUAGAUAACAUCUUAAGAGAUCACCCUUUGCAUUUUACACGAAACGUGGAUGUAGUAUUAUAUCAAAACGGGAAAAAAGAAGUAAUGGACGAAGAAGGGCGUGCUUUGCCAGCAAAGCUUUGGGAUUUUUACACCAACGGUUGUAGCAUCAGAAUCUUAAACCCUCACACUUAUGACCAAAAUGUUCAUUCUAUAAUUGCCAGUUUGCAAGAGUAUUUCGGCACAAUGGUUGGUACUAAUGUCUAUCUUACUCCGCCCGAGAGUCAAGGAUUUGCACCACAUUUUGAUGACAUUGAAGCUUUCAUUGUUCAACUGGAAGGGACUAAAUAUUGGAAAUUGUAUAAACCAGUUGACAAAGAUGUCCUAACCAGAGACUCCAGCACCAAUUUCAAACCUGAAGUUUUAGGAGAUCCUUUCAUGGAAGUCGAACUAAAUGCAGGUGAUUUGUUGUAUUUUCCAAGAGGUACAAUACAUGAAGGCCGCACCAAAGAGGAUGCUCAUUCUCUCCACAUAACGGUGUCCGUUUACCAACACACUGCUUACAUUGACCUUUUGGAACAAGCCUUACCUGCAGCUCUUAAAAAAGCUGCCAGCGAAAAUGUAGAGUUCAGGAAAGGAUUGCCUUUGAACUAUCUAAAACAUCUUGGAGUCGUUAACAAAGAUCAACAAUCCAAAAAUCGAAAAUUAAUUAUAAAUAAAAUUAAGUCUUUGACAAGUUCAUUGGUGGAUUAUUUGGAUGUGGAUUCAGCAGCAGAUAAUUUAGGACGUAAAUUUAUGUAUGAUGCUAUGCCACCAUUGUUUUCCAAAGAGGAAGCUAAAUUUUCUUGUAAAUUUGAUGGAGAUUUUAUGGCCAAUGGAGUAGUACGAAACAGGUGCGAGAUUACUCCAGAAAUCAAAAUCCGUUUGUUGAGAUAUUACGCAUUGAGAGUCGUCCAAGAGUCAGAUACUACUUCAAAAAUCUAUUUCUGUACUGAAAAUGCAAAGACCUAUCACGGAGAAGACGAACAAUAUUUGGAAAUUAAUAAUUCACUAAUUCCAGGAAUUCAAAUGUUGCAAAAGGAGUAUCCAGAAUUUGUUGUUGCUGAAGACUUGCCAAUAAAAGAUGAAAUGGAAAAACUAGCUCUAGUUUCGUCAAUGUGGGAGCAUGGACUUUUAGUAACUGAGGAACGUUUACCAAAUGUUGACAGUGACUCUGGUAGCGAUUUGGAUAGCAGUGGUUGGGUCGAUUGGGAUGUCAGUGGAGCCAGCGAUGCUACUUCUUCUGAUGAUCACUAAUUUAUAUAUUUUUUUUAUUUUCUUUACUGUUGCAUAUUUAAAAAUGCCAUACGUUUGUAAUAAGAAAUACAUUUUGAUUUAAUAAAAUAUUUUUUGAGUUUUGAC